GUUGCCUCAGGAAGAUUUGGUGUGACCAGUUCCUAUCUAACACAUGCUGAUGAAUUACAAAUUAAAAUGGCCCAAGGUGCUAAACCAGGAGAAGGAGGUGAACUACCAGGUUAUAAGGUAACAAAAGGUAUAGCUAAGACAAGACAUUCUAUACCUGGUGUAGGAUUAAUCAGUCCACCUCCUCAUCAUGAUAUUUACUCCAUAGAAGACCUGGCUGAGUUAAUCUAUGAUCUAAAAGCUGCUAACCCUGAAGCUAGAAUCAGUGUUAAACUGGUAUCAGAGAUGGGUGUUGGUAUUGUAGCCUCUGGUGUAGCUAAGGGUAAAGCAGAACAUAUCACAAUCUCUGGACAUGAUGGAGGAACUGGUGCCAGUAGUUGGACUGGUAUUAAAAAUGCUGGUUUACCAUGGGAACUUGGUAUCUCAGAGACACAUCAAACUUUGGUCUUAAAUAACUUACGAUCGAGAGUUGUCUUACAAGCUGAUGGCCAGAUUAGAUCAG
Messenger RNA from Lottia gigantea (owl limpet), 499 nucleotides. RefSeq lists its product as hypothetical. Gene Ontology annotation, molecular function: glutamate synthase (NADH) activity. The annotation marks the transcript as partial. Lineage: Eukaryota; Metazoa; Mollusca; Gastropoda; Lottiidae. The record is from RefSeq and is a predicted model, not a curated record. The transcript has 4 exons. Gene Ontology annotation, biological process: ammonia assimilation cycle.